GUGACCCCUCGUGGGCCAGUGGUGAGUAUCUGAACUUGUGCAGAAGUGAGGCCGCUUUCAUCAUCGUCCGUUAUCCACCGAGCCCUACCGAGCCCUUUCAGGAUGUCAAAUGAUUUCCCAAGAUCUAUCCUGACCCGGGAAUGAGAAUACUAUAUCUGGCCAUCGCGCUACUUUCAGCUCAGCCCCUGCCCAUGUGUAUCGAGUGGGGCCAAGCUUGAAGUUUGGCAUCUGAUUUUUCACCUCGUCAUAUAAAAGUAAGUGAAAAAUCUCGAGACACUCAACGAUAUUCGUAUCAAACGGCUCCUGCACAAUGAAGUUCACAGCCGUCGUUGCUUUUCUCUCUGCCUUUGCCCUCCCAGCGUUCGCAGUACCAGCGUAUGUCACAUGGGACGCUACGUACAGCAACCCAAACACGUCCCUCUCUAUCGUCGCUUGUUCUAACGGCAAGAAUGGUCUUUUGGCCAAGGGGUACACCGACUUCGCCUCACUGCCUUCCUUCCCCAACAUCGGAGGUAUCCCAGGCGCCAACUGGAACUCCACCUUAUGCGGUUCUUGCUGGAGCCUCAAGUAUGUCACGCCCAGUGGCAACCAGACUACUGUCUACAUCACCGCUGUCGAUCUUGCUUACACAUAUAAUAUCUCCCCGGAGGCGUUCAAUGACCUGACUGAUGGUACUGGCUUUGAGUCCGGCAAAGUCAAGGUCAGAGCCAUUCGGGUCGCCCCUGGCAAGUGUGGCAUGUAGAGGCAUACUGGAAGGUCUUGGGAGCAUUGGUCCAUGAACGGGGCAUCUUGUCCGCUGUGACUUCGUUCCCUGCAUGGAUCACCCUUGGGACAUCCGGGUAACAUGAGCGGUAUGAUAAGAAAUCAGAAAUACACAUAACGGCACAGUGACGGCGUCGAGAAUUUUGGAGCUUGGCUGAAGCAUUUGUCACGUAACUUUAACAAGUCACUUUAGUGGCAUGUAUACUUACCAUAUACUUGUUUUUUUUACCUGUACAAUUGCAAUGUUGUGAAGCUUACGAUUAUCUG
Messenger RNA from Suillus paluster, 1029 nucleotides. Its product is annotated as Cerato-platanin. The transcript has 5 exons. NCBI's taxonomy places the organism in Eukaryota, Fungi, Basidiomycota, Agaricomycetes, Boletales, Suillaceae. The record is from RefSeq and is a predicted model, not a curated record. The coding region runs from base 311 to 742 and encodes 143 amino acids.